GUUGCUCCCAGACCGCGCGGAAGCUCGCUGUGCCUUUAAAGAAAGCAGACUCCUGGCUGUGACGCACUUCUGGCUGUCAGCCAGGAAGAUUGCUUCUGCCUGGCCGACUGAGAAGAAACCCAACAACUUUUCUUUUGUGUGUGGGGUUACUUUCCACUGCCCCCCCUUACUCCUGUCCUUUCAAGAUUUAAAUGCUAAUGGCGGAUUAAAACCUGUAGAUACGUUUGGCUUUAGGAGUCCGGUGAGUUGGAGUGAGCUGGAAUCAGAAAGAUGACACUCCAUGCCACCCGGGCAGCUACGCUCCUCUCUUGGGUGAACAGUCUGCAUGUUGCUGACCCCGUGGAGACAGUGCUGCAGCUCCAGGACUGCAGCAUCUUCAUCAAGAUUAUUAACACCAUCCAUGACACUAAAGAGGGACAACAAAUCCUACAGCAGCCACUACCAGAAAGACUGGACUUUGUUUGCAGUUUUCUACAGAAAAAUCGGAAACAUCCUUCAUCUACACAAUGCCUGGUAUCUGUGCAGAAAGUGAUAGAGGGAUCCGAGAUGGAGCUGGCCAAGAUGAUAAUGCUGUUUUUAUAUCAGUCCACCAUGAGCUCCAGAAACCUCCGGGACUGGGAGCAGUUUGAAUAUGGGGUUCAGGCUGAGUUAGCUGUCAUCCUGAAGUUUAUGCUGGAUCAUGAGGAGUCACUAAACCUUACUGAAGACUUAGAGAAUUUCUUGGAGAAAGUUCCUUACACCCAUGCCAGCACCCUCUCAGAAGAGCUUUCUCCACCCAGCCACCAGGCCAAGAGGAAGAUUCGCUUCCUAGAAAUACAGAGGAUUGCUUCAUCUUCCAGUGAGAACAACUUCCUCUCAGGUUCUCCAUCCUCACCUAUGGGCGACAUACUGCAGACCCCACAGUUCCAGAUGAGACGACUGAAGAAGCAGCUGGCAGACGAGAGGAGCAACAGAGAUGACCUGGAGCUGGAGCUGUCUGAGAGUCUCAAGCUCCUCACUGAGAAGGACGCGCAGAUCGCCAUGAUGCAGCAGCGCAUUGAUCACCUGGCUCUACUGAAUGAGAAGCAGGCAGCCAGCUCUCAGGAGCCCAGUGAGCUUGAGGAGCUCCGUGGCAAGAAUGAAAGCCUCACUGUGCGGCUGCACGAGACUUUGAAGCAGUGUCAGAACUUGAAGACCGAGAAGAGCCAGAUGGAUCGAAAGAUUAGCCAGCUUUCUGAGGAGAAUGGGGACCUUUCCUUUAAGGUGCGAGAGUUUGCAAACCACUUGCAACAACUGCAAGGUGCAUUCAAUGACCUGAUAGAGGAGCACAGCAAGGCUUCUCAGGAGUGGGCAGAGAAGCAGGCUCGUCUGGAAAAUGAGCUCAGCACAGCCCUCCAGGAUAAGAAAUGUCUUGAAGAGAAGAAUGAAAUUCUUCAGGGAAAGCUUUCCCAGCUGGAAGAUCAAGCAACUCGGCUGCAGGAGAGCCCAGCCCCGGAGAAGGGUGAGGUGCUAGGAGACGCCUUGCAGCUGGACACCCUGAAGCAAGAGGCAGCCAAACUUGCCACAGACAACACCCAGCUCCAAACCCGAGUAGAGACUCUGGAGUGUGAACGUGGCAAGCAGGAAGCCCAGCUGCUUGCUGAACGGAGCCGCUUUGAAGAAGAAAAGCAGCAGCUGGCCAGCUUGAUUGCUGACCUGCAGAGCUCCGUCUCUAACCUCAGCCAGGCCAAAGAGGAGCUAGAGCAAGCCUCCCAGGCCCAAGGGGCUCAGCUCACUGCCCAGUUGACCUCUAUGACUGGGCUCAAUGCCACUCUGCAGCAGCGAGAUCAAGAGCUGGCCAGUCUGAAAGAACAGGCCAAAAAGGAACAGGCUCAGAUGCUACAGACCAUGCAAGAGCAAGAACAGGCUGCCCAGGGCCUCCGCCAGCAGGUGGAGCAGCUGAGCAGCAGCCUGAAGCUGAAGGAGCAGCAAUUGGAAGAGGCAGCCAAGGAGCAGGAGGCAACCAGACAGGAUCAUGCCCAGCAACUGGCCAUCGUUGCUGAGGCUCAAGAGGCCUCUCUAAGGGAACGGGAUACAGCUCGCCAGAAGCUAGAAACAGUGGAGAAGGAGAAGGAUGCCAAGCUAGAGAGUCUGCAGCAGCAACUUCAGGCUGCCAAUGAUGCUAGGGACAGUGCGCAGACCUCAGUCACACAGGCUCAGCAGGAAAAGGCAGAGCUGAGCCAAAAGAUAGGAGAGCUCCAUGCCUGCAUUGAAGCUUCCCACCAGGAACAGUGUCAGGCUCAAGCUCGUGUGACAGAGCUAGAAGCCCAGCUGAAAGCUGAGCAGCAAAAAACAACUGAGAGAGAAAAGGUGGUUCAGGAGAAGGCCCAGCUCCAGGAGCAGCUCCGGACCCUUGAGGAGUCUUUGAAGAUUACCAAAGGCAGCCUUGAAGAAGAGAAACGCAGGGCUGCAGAUGCCCUGAAGGAGCAGCAGUGCCGUGCCACUGAGAUGGAGGCAGAGUCUCGAAGCCUGAUGGAACAGCGGGAGCGGGAACAGAAGGAGUUAGAGCAAGAGAAGGCUGGGCGAAAGGGGCUGGAGGCCCGGAUACAGCAGCUUGAAGAGGCUCAUCAGGCUGAGACUGAAGCCUUACGGCAUGAGCUGGCAGAGGCCACAGCUUCCCAGCACAGAGCUGAGAAUGAGUGUGAGCGGCUUAUCAGAGAGGUUGAGAGCCGGCAGAAGCGGUUUGAAGCUAGACAGCAAGAGGAGGCAAGGUACGGUGCCAUGUUCCAGGAACAGCUGAUGGCUUUGAAAGGGGAGAAGACUGGCCAAGAGGUCCAGGAGGAGGCAGUAGAGAUUCACAGUGAAGGCCAGCCAGGUCAGCAGCAGAGUCAGCUAGCCCAGCUUCAUGCCAGUCUGGCCAAAGCCAUCCAGCAGGUCCAGGAGAAGGAAGUGAGAGCACAGAAGCUGGUAGAUGAUCUCUCAGCUCUGCAGGAGAAGAUGGCUGCCACUAACAAGGAGGUGGCCCGUCUGAAGACCUUGGUGCUCAAGGCAGGUGAGCAGCAGGAAACAGCCUCACUUGAACUGCUCAAAGAACCCCCAAGAGCUGCAAACAGAGCGUCUGACUGGCUAGGAGAACAGCAGGAACGGCCAUUCUCUAGCACACAGGCAGCAGUAAAAGCUAUGGAGCAUGAAGCUGAGCAGAUGGGCGGUGAACUGGAGAGGCUGCGGUCAGCACUGAUGAAGAGCCAGGACCAGCAGCAAGAGGAGCGUGGGCAUCAGGAAAGGGAAGUAGCACGGCUGACCCAGGAGCGGGGCCAGGCCCAGGCUGACCUGGCUCAGGAGAAGGCAGCCAAGGCAGAGCUGGAGAUGCGACUGCAGAACACCCUCAAUGAGCAGCGUGUGGAGUUUGCUGCCCUACAGGAAGCACUGGCCCAUGCCCUGACAGAAAAGGAAGGGAAAGACCAAGAGCUUGCCAAACUUCGAGGGCAAGAGGCAGCUCAAAGAACAGAGCUGAAGGAGCUUCAACAGACUUUGGAACAGCUGAAAAUACAGUUAGUGAAGAAAGAAAAAGAGCACCCUGCAAGGGGUACCAGUGGAGAAGAUGCUUCUGACCCAGGAACCCAGUUGGAGACAGCUGGAAAGACAGAUGCACCAGGCCCUGAGUUGCAGGCACUUCGGGCAGAGAUCAGUAAGCUAGAGCAGCAGUGUCAGCAGCAGCAGCAACAGGUGGAAGGCCUGACACACAGCCUCAAGUCUGAGCGGGCUUGCCGGGCCGAGCAAGACAAAGCCCUGGAGACAUUGCAGGGCGAGUUAGAAGAGAAGGCUCGAGAGCUAGGGCAUAAUCAGGCUGCCUCAGCUUCAGCUCAGAGAGAGUUGCAAGCUCUCCGUGCUAAAGCCCAGGACCAUAGCAAAGCUGAGGAAGAGUGGAAGGCCCAGGUAGCCCGGGGCCAGCAGGAGGCUGAAAGAAAAAGCAGUCUUAUCAGCAGCUUGGAAGAGGAGGUAUCCAUCCUGAAUCGCCAAGUCCUAGAGAAGGAAGGGGAGAGCAAGGAGUUGAAGCGCCUGGUUGUAGCUGAAUCCGAGAAGAGCCAGAAGCUGGAAGAGAGGCUGCGCCUGCUUCAAGUAGAAACAGCCAGCAAUAGUGCCAGGGCAGCAGAACGCAGCUCAGCUCUACGAGAGGAGGUCCAGAGCCUCCGGGAAGAGGUGGAAAAACAGCGUGUAGUUUCAGAGAACUCGCGUCAGGAGUUGGCCUCACAAGCAGAGCGAGCUGAGGAGUUGGGCCAAGAAUUGAAGGCCUGGCAGGAGAAGUUUUUCCAGAAGGAACAAGCUCUCUCUGCCUUGCAGCUGGAGCACACCAGCACACAGGCCCUGGUAAGUGAGCUGCUGCCUACCAAGCACCUUUGUCAGCAGCUGCAAGCUGAGCAAGCGGCUGCGGAGAAGCGCUUCCGGGAGGAGCUUGAGCAGAGCAAGCAGGCAGCUGGUGGGCUCCAGGCAGAGCUGAUGCGGGCCCAGCGGGAGCUCGGAGAGCUAGGAUCUUUGCGGCAGAAGAUUGUUGAGCAGGAGCGAGCAGCCCAGCAGCUGCGGGCAGAGAAGGCCAGCUAUGCAGAACAGCUGAGCAUGCUGAAGAAGGCCCAUGGCCUGCUGGCAGAGGAGAACAGGGGGCUGGGAGAGCGGGCCAACCUUGGCCGGCAGUUUCUGGAAGUAGAACUAGAUCAAGCCCGGGAGAAAUAUGUCCAGGAGUUGGCUGCCGUGCGUACUGAUGCUGAGACCCACCUGGCUGAAAUGCGACAAGAAGCGCAGAGUACUAGCCGGGAGCUGGAGGUGAUGACUGCCAAGUAUGAAGGUGCCAAGGUGAAGGUCCUAGAGGAAAGGCAGAGGUUCCAAGAAGAGAGGCAGAAACUCACCGCCCAGGUGGAACAACUAGAGGUAUUUCAAAGAGAGCAGACUAAGCAGGUGGAAGAACUAAGUAAGAAGCUGACAGAGUAUGACCAAGCCAGCAAGGUGCAGCAACAGAAGCUAAAGGCUUUCCAAGCCCAGAGAGGUGAAAGCCAGCAAGAGGUCCAGCGCCUCCAGACCCAGCUGAACGAGCUGCAGGCCCAGCUGAGCCAGAAGGAGCAGGCAGCUGAGCAUUACAAGCUCCAGAUGGAGAAAGCCAAGACCCAUUAUGAUGCCAAGAAGCAGCAGAACCAAAAGCUGCAGGAACAGCUUCAAGACUUGGAGGAACUGCAGAAGGAGAACAAGGAGCUGCGGUCUGAAGCUGAACGUCUGGGCCGUGAGCUGCAGCAGGCAGGGCUGAAGACCAAGGAAGCUGAACAGACCUGCCGUCACCUUACAGCCCAGGUGCGCAGCCUGGAGGCCCAGGUUGCCCAUGCAGACCAGCAGCUUCGUGACUUGGGCAAAUUCCAGGUGGCAACUGAUGCCUUAAAGAGCCGUGAGCCUCAAGUGAAACCCCAGCUGGACUUAAGUAUUGACAGCCUGGAUCUGAGUUUGGAGGAGGGAACCCCAUGCAGUGUGGCUAGCAAGCUGCCUCGUACCCAACCAGAUGGUACCAGUGUCCCUGGAGAGCCAGCCUCACCUAUCUCCCAGCGCCUGCCCCCCAAAGUGGAAUCCCUGGAGAGUCUCUACUUCACCCCCACUCCUGCUCGGGGUCAGGCCCCCUUGGAGACCAGCCUUGACUCUCUGGGGGAUGCCUUCCCUGACUCCGGCCGUAAGACCCGCUCUGCUCGCCGCCGUACCACACAAAUCAUCAACAUCACUAUGACCAAGAAAUUAGAAUUGGAAGAGCCAGACAGCGCCAACUCAUCCUUCUACAGCACGCAGUCUGCUCCUGCUUCUCAGGCCAACUUGCGAGCCACUUCCUCCACUCAGUCUCUGGCCCGCUUGGGUUCUCCUGAUGAUGGCAACUCCGCUCUGCUUAGCCUGCCUGGCUACCGGCCUACCACACGAAGCUCUGCUCGUCGCUCCCAGGCCAGGAUGUCCAGUGGGGCCCCCCAAGGGAGGAAUAGUUUCUACAUGGGCACUUGCCAGGAUGAGCCUGAGCAGCUGGAUGAUUGGAACCGCAUCGCAGAGUUGCAGCAGCGCAACCGAGUAUGCCCCCCGCACCUGAAGACCUGCUACCCUCUGGAGUCCAGGCCUACCCUGAGCCUGGCCACCAUCACUGAUGAGGAGAUGAAGACUGGAGACCCCAGGGAAACCUUGCGUAGAGCCAGCAUGCAGCCAGCUCAGAUUGCUGAGGGUGUUGGCAUAACUACCAGGCAGCAGCGCAAACGGGUUUCCUCUGAGACCCACCAGGGCCCUGGCACUCCUGAGUCCAAGAAAGCUACCAGCUGCUUUCCACGCCCCAUGACCCCCAGGGACCGGCAUGAAGGACGUAAGAGCAGCACUGCUGACACCCAGAAGAAAGCAGCUCCAGUUCUCAAACAGGCGGACCGGCGUCAGUCAAUGGCUUUCAGCAUCCUUAACACGCCUAAGAAGCUGGGAAAUAGUCUUCUAAGGCGAGGAGCUUCAAAGAAGACCCCAGCAAAGGUCUCCCCCAAUCCUCGCAGUGGAACCCGCCGUUCUCCACGCAUUGCCACCACAACUGGCACUGCUACUGUUGCUACUACUCCUCGGGCCAAGGGCAAGGUGAAGCAUUAAAGAGUCAGCACCAGUGCUUGCGUGGCCCCACUGCAUUGUCAGCACUGACCUUGCUUGGUCCUUUCCCUCCUGCUGUCCCUCAGUGCCUUCUCUCAGCUCCCAGGCCAAUGGCGGCCAGUCCUCCCCAAGACGAUGAGGUUUGCCUGCACCCUGGCCUGCUACCUGGACUUUGCCUGGUGCCUUCUAGGCGUCUUUCAGAAAUGGCCCAGGAGGCUUGGAGCUUGGAAAGUGUGUGGUCUUCUCCCUAUCUUGCCUCCUGAUUUUUUUUUUUUCCCUCCGUUGUUUGGAAAAAAAAGUCUACUUUUCCAUCAAAACUAGAUUGAGACUGGAUUCUUUAGCCCAGUCUUCCUUAGUCUCUGGACCUAGAAGGGACCAUUGGAGAAGCAGGUUCUGCUUCUCUGUUCCUGGUGGCUGGGCCUAGCAGGGGUCUUUGCUCUUGAAGCCCAGGAUUGGGCACGACCUGGUAGGAGCCUCUGUUCUUACCUAUUUCCAUAUACAGCUGCCUGGAGGAUGCUUUUUUUCCAGGACAGAUAGGUUCUGGAUCUCAGGGGUGAGAUAGGGGGCAGCCUUCAAUGGCAGCUCAUACUUCACCUUCCCCAGACUUGCACUGGGGUAGGAUAUGGAACGAUGGGGAGGUUUUUAAGGGCCGGGGAUGGAUCUUUUCUAAAUGUUAUUACUUGUAAAUAAAGUCUAUUUUUCUCCCUUGA
Molecule: messenger RNA, 7298 nt
Organism: Mus caroli (Ryukyu mouse)
Lineage: Eukaryota; Metazoa; Chordata; Mammalia; Rodentia; Muridae
Gene: Numa1
Product: nuclear mitotic apparatus protein 1
Biological process (GO): establishment of mitotic spindle orientation
Cellular component (GO): centrosome; spindle pole; spindle microtubule
Molecular function (GO): microtubule binding
Source: RefSeq, a predicted model, not a curated record